AUGAGUUCAGUAGGAAAUAUAGUUUCAAAUAUUGCAGCCGUAAAUAACUUAAAUUAUUGUCGGACACCGUUGGGUAUACCGGGACAAUGCUCUGACAUUAGAAGAUGUAUUUAUCUUAUAUUUGAUUUAUCAUUACUACGACAAUCGGUUUGCUUUCGAAAUCUGGUAUUACCGGGAGUUUGUUGUCCGAUAACACAAAAUCACAACUCUAUUCCCACCUCAGCUGUAUCAAAUACAAUAUCAUCGACAAUAUCUUCCACUACUUUAUCGAGUAUAUCAUCGACAACACCAACUUUUUCACCCUCUUUAAGCUCUUCAUUAUCAACACUUAAUACUUCGUCUUUAUUUCAAUCAACGAAGAAACCAAUUAUUAUCUCAUCAACGACAACAACAACUACAACAACAAUACGGCCAACUUAUUCAAGACCUCAUUGGGGAUCCCAUUCCUCUCAAAAAUAUCCGUUAACUACUAUUCGUCCUUUAAAACCAUCGCUCAUUGAAUAUAACAAUUUAUCUUCAAUUGAAAGCUCAACUAAUUUGAUCUCAAAACUCAAUUGCGGUGAAUCAGGACGUGAUGGGCGUAUAGUUGGCGGACAGGAUGCCAGACCCGGUCAAUGGCCAUGGAUUGCAGCCAUUUUUCUUGACAGUCCUAAAGGAAGGGAGUUUUGGUGUGGCGGUGCUCUCAUUGAUCAUAAUUAUAUCUUGACGGCAGCACAUUGUUUGUCAGAUCAUAAGGGAAAUAAGUAUCAAAGUAGCCAAAUAACUGUAAGGCUUGGGGAACAUCAUCUUUACAGAGACGACGACUUCUCAAAACCAAUUGAAUAUAAAGCACUCGAAGUUAAACAACACUCAAAGUUUCAAAGACAUGGAUUUUUUAAUGAUAUCGGUUUGAUUAAACUCAAAGAUAAAGUCAUAUAUUCAACUGAUAUUCAUCCCAUUUGUUUGCCAAACAUCAAAGAAAAAAUCAAAGAUUUGGUUGGAUAUAUGGCAACGGUAAUUGGUUGGGGAACUAUACAAUAUGGAGGUCCGGGUAGUGGUAUACUGCAACAAGUGUCUAUUCCUAUUUGGCAAAACACUGAUUGUGAUAACAGAUAUUUUCAGCCAAUUAAUCAAAAUUUUUUGUGUGCCGGUUAUGUUGAGGGUGGCAAAGAUGCCUGUCAGGGUGACAGUGGAAGUCCUUUAAUGAUUGCCGACCAAAAUAGAAAAUGGACAAUAUAUGGCAUUGGUAUAUAA
This is a messenger RNA of Oppia nitens, 1233 nucleotides long. RefSeq names its product proclotting enzyme-like. The transcript is spliced from 8 exons. The record is from RefSeq and is a predicted model, not a curated record. NCBI's taxonomy places the organism in Eukaryota, Metazoa, Arthropoda, Arachnida, Sarcoptiformes, Oppiidae. Gene Ontology annotation, molecular function: serine-type endopeptidase activity. Gene Ontology annotation, biological process: proteolysis. Bases 1 to 1233 code for a protein of 410 amino acids.